This is a messenger RNA of Klebsormidium nitens, 663 nucleotides long. The record is from the annotation of a GenBank genome assembly. Lineage: Eukaryota; Viridiplantae; Streptophyta; Klebsormidiophyceae; Klebsormidiales; Klebsormidiaceae.
AUGGCUCCCACCGCGCAAGAUGAGGCCGAAAGCGCGUGCCCAGAGGAUGGCGACCUCGGAGACCUGAUGCCAGAGCUGCUGGUCGCCGUGGUGCACAUCGUGCGCGCGCGCGGCCGCGCUACGCUGGACGAGGACCGGGGGAACAUGAAGCGAGUGGCGCUGAACGAAGGCAAGGUGAUUCACUGGCAAUAUUGCUGGACUGACAAGGAGGAUUAUGCGGCUGCUGGGCUUGGCGAGCUCGACAUGGAGUUCUUCUCGCAGUGGCAGGAGAAGAGCGUUCCGGCGGAAUUUCGGCGGGAGAAGGGCAAAGACAAGGGGUCGGGGGGUUUUCUAGGGGGAAAAGGGAAAGUCGUGCUAGGGGCAGAGAACCGACCGCUGUUUGCCCGGCGUGCCGCGUCCGUGAAAGCCUGCGAGAACCUGGCGAAAUUCCGCCAAGAACUGAAGCCGCCCACCAAGCGCCGUCUGAAGGAUCAGGGGGGUUUUGGAACUGGGAAAAUGGAACCCCCCAGGAAAGUUAGAAUCGCUGAUCUUGCCCGGGGGAAAGGGGCUUCGGUCGCUGUGGAGCUUCACCUGCGCUGCGACGACUUCGAUGGAACGACCGGGACCCUGACCGGGAGACUUGAAUUAGUGGGCGAGAGUGACGGUCAUAAUGAUGAGAAGUAG